This is a messenger RNA of Knipowitschia caucasica, 465 nucleotides long. The record is from the annotation of a GenBank genome assembly. NCBI's taxonomy places the organism in Eukaryota, Metazoa, Chordata, Actinopteri, Gobiiformes, Gobiidae.
AUGCUAACAAUCUGCGUCUGCUGUAAACGGAGCGGGCUGGCCUCACCUCGGGCUGGCCUCACCUCGGGCUGGCCUCACCUCGGGCCGGCCUCACCUCGGGCUGGCCUCACCUCGGGCCGGCCUCACCUCGGGCCGGCCUCACCUCGGGCCGGCCUCACCUCGGGCCGGUCUCACCUCGGGCCGGCCUCACCUCGGGCCGGCCUCACCUCGGGCCGGCCUCACCUCGGGCCGGCCUCACCUCGGGCCGGCCUCACCUCGGGCCGGCCUCACCUCGGGCCGGCCUCACCUCGGGCCGGCCUCACCUCGGGCCGGCCUCACCUCGGGCCGGCCUCACCUCGGGCCGGUCUCACCUCGGGCCGGCCUCACCUCGGGCCGGCCUCACCUCGGGCCGGCCUCACCUCGGGCCGGUCUCACCUCGGGCCGGCCUCACCUCGGGCCGGCCUUAGCUCGGACCGGACUGAUUAA